AUGGAAACUGAUUAUCAGCAUGCUAACAUCACCAUCGGUUUUUACUAUGGUGAUCAUGGAGAUGGAGAUCCAUUUGAUAAUACUACGGUGAUUGCACAUGCAACCGGUCCGGUAAGAGGCGCACAUAUACAUUUCAACGCGGCAUUUAUUUUUGCAGUUGAUUUCAGUUCAGAGAAAUCAGAUAUGGCUUACGAUUUGGAAUCCAUCGCGCUACAUGAAAUUGGUCAUGUCUUAGGCCUGGGUCAUUCAUCUUUUCCAGAAGCUGUCAUGUGGCCUACUGAAUCCCCUAGAACCAUAAAUGUGAAGUUAACAUUGGACGAUGUCUAUGGUGCUCAACUUCUCUACGGCUCAAACCCAGAUUUUAACCUUGAUUCUGUAACGAGUCCUGCAAGUAAGUCUUCUGGCUUAGGAGAAAUUAUAACCAUUUCUGUUUCGCUAGUAGUUACAACACUGUUUUCUUGUCUCUGA
Papaver somniferum (opium poppy) is the source of this 468-nucleotide messenger RNA. RefSeq names its product metalloendoproteinase 4-MMP-like. Gene Ontology annotation, cellular component: extracellular matrix. Lineage: Eukaryota; Viridiplantae; Streptophyta; Magnoliopsida; Ranunculales; Papaveraceae. Gene Ontology annotation, molecular function: metalloendopeptidase activity; zinc ion binding. Bases 1 to 468 code for a protein of 155 amino acids. Gene Ontology annotation, biological process: extracellular matrix organization; proteolysis; collagen catabolic process. The record is from RefSeq and is a predicted model, not a curated record. The transcript is spliced from 2 exons.